CUUCGAGUACUUUUAUUAAUUAUACAUGAUAUUUUGGACUAAACGUAACAACAUAGGAAUGGGGUUUGUUUUUAACUAUUUUCAUAAACAGUGAUGGAACUGAAAAUUGACCGUUAGAGGACGCUGUGGCUCAAGUUAAUCGCCUUUGGUUUGGUUUGAAGCAAACUGUCGCGAUAACUCACGGGAACUCGAUUCAAACUACGGCGGGUUGAGACGGACGAUACUGUUGUAGAGAAGAUGCCUCCAGAGGAGGAGAAUGAGCUGCUGCGUAGCCAGCUGAAGGAGAGCGAGGAACAGGCUCGUCGGGCCGCCCAGGCAGGCCUGGACCUGCUGAAGCAGCAGGAUGAGCUCCAGGAGCGGCUGGAGGAGCAGAGGGUGGAGAUGACCAACGCUCUGGAGGCUCUGGAGCAGGACAAGUACUCCCUGCAGAAGGAGGUGGGGCUGAAGACCCGGAUGCUGGAGUCUCUGCAGUCGGAAUACGAGAGCAUGAAGAACCUGCAGAAACAGCAGCUUCAGGAACAUCUGGAGAGGAGCCACAGCAUGGCUCUGACUGAGCACCAGAACAAGAUCCUGAGGCUGCAGUCUGCUGUGGAGGAGUUCCAGCUGAGUGAAAAUCAGCUGAAGCACAAGCUGAAGGUGCAGGCCGAGAUGCUGAGCAGCAAGAUGGAGGAGCUGCGCGCACUGAACGAAAACACACAGAGCUCCAUGACGACAGAGAUGAUGGAGGUGCAGCUGAAGACCAUGGAGCUGGAGAGCGCUAAGGUGGAGCUGGAGCAGACCCUGCAGGAGAGUCGCUACAGAGAGCAGCAGUUGGAGCUGAGCAACAGCCGUCUGCAGAGACAGCUGGAGCGCCUCACUGAGGAGAAGGAAGAGAGGGAGAGGGAAGCUGUGUCCUGGUUCAACACCCUGGAGAAAUCUCGAGAACUAAACCGGGAUCUGCAGAUCCAGUUGGAUCAGGUUCUUCAGCAGGCCCAGGAUCCAAACAGCCGGGGCAAUUCUCUGUUUGCUGAGCUGGAGGACAAGAGAGCUGCAAUGGAGAGACAGCUCAUCAGCAUGAAGGUGCAGCAUCAGUCACUGCAGAAAAUGCACGCCUUCAGUAAGCAGCAGAUGCAGCGCAUGAAGGUCCAGAUUGCCACUCUGAUGCAGCUGCAAGGCUCCAGGGCUGACCCUGCUCAGCUGGAGAGGCUGCAGUCCAUGCUGUCGGAGAAGAACACCGAGAUCCAGACUCUGAUGACCAAACUGCAGAGGCUGGAGAAGAGGGAGACAUUGCUGAAGUCUCAACCAACCAAUACCGUCCAAGCAGAAGCAGUUGGUGGUCAGGAUGAAACGUACUACACUGACCUACUCCAACUCAAGCUCAACAACUCUGUUAAGGAAGCCGAGCGACUGGGAGAUGAGCUGUCCUUGCAGAGGAUGAAGUCUCUGUCAGAGAGCCAGAGAGCGCUGGAGCUGGAGAGGAAGCUGUUUAUGUCUGAGCGGCUGCUCAAACAGGCUCAGAGUGACAAGAUCAAGCUGCAGCUGCGUGUCGAGGAGCUUCAGCAGAAAUAUGAACCCAAAGAGGUGAAGAGGAACCCUGUCCAGAGGAAAAGAAAGGAAAAGCUACCUGUCGAAGUGAAGCCUGAACCUGACGGGAGCACUCACGGAGAGCAGGUUGUUGCUGUGGAGACUGAGGAGACGGACAAUAUGAAAGUGGGCCGUGAAGAUGAAAACAGCCCUGGAGAGAUAACAGUUGCUGCUCAAGCACCUGAGCCUGAACCUGAGCUGAAACCUGCCCAGUGUGUGAAGAUCAGCUCUGCUCAGCCUGAUGUGAUCCCCAGUCCCAGCUGGCCUGUGACUGACCAGAAGGAAGAGACAAAGAACAAUCAGCACAACAACCAGGAAGUGAGGAGAAAGAAACCAAAAACAGAGGUGAUCUACGUCACUUCUAAUAACACCAUGGAGAACCAGUGCGCCCAGCAGUAGAGGUCUCCAUCACCCCAUUAAACAUGGGUGUGUGUGUGUUGUGUGUGUGUGUGUGUGGUAAUAGUGGAACUCUCGGGAGGCUCUAAAAUGUUGGAUAUUUCUGUUCCUAAGUUAUAACCAUGUUUUCCAGAACUUUACUGCACAUCUGUUAGCUCUGUGUUUACAUAUUAAAGAAAUUUUACAACUUCUAGCACUGUGGCAGGUGUUAACACUUAA
Messenger RNA from Poecilia latipinna (sailfin molly), 2178 nucleotides. It is a transcript of the gene spdl1, whose product is annotated as spindle apparatus coiled-coil protein 1. Gene Ontology annotation, cellular component: outer kinetochore; spindle pole. Gene Ontology annotation, biological process: mitotic metaphase chromosome alignment; mitotic spindle assembly checkpoint signaling; establishment of mitotic spindle orientation. Gene Ontology annotation, molecular function: kinetochore binding. The record is from RefSeq and is a predicted model, not a curated record. Bases 238 to 1962 code for a protein of 574 amino acids. NCBI's taxonomy places the organism in Eukaryota, Metazoa, Chordata, Actinopteri, Cyprinodontiformes, Poeciliidae. The transcript has 14 exons.